UUCAGAAGGCAAUACGCCUAUAUGCUAGUAUUUCACGUCCCUUUGUGCCUCCUGCCAUCGUGUUCAAGUAUAUGAAAGAUAGCUCAGCGAAAUAUUGUCUACAUUCCCUUAAAACUUAUUUCGCAAUCCUGCCCUCGCCGAUGUGCUUAGAGUUUGUGCAAUUACUUCUAGAUGCUCCAAUAUUGAUACAGAAAUAUACGAUUCAAGUGGCUUUUGAUUGUUGUACUGCACAAAGUUUGACCAAAGUUAUCACAGAUAUAUGGGGCAGCACUAGCAAUAUGUCUACGAGAAGUAUCAUUUACGAGACAAUGUUAAAUAAAAUAGUAGACAAUGAAAAUCAAAUCCUCUUCGAAAUGCUUCUAAAAUUUACUAAAAGUUUAAAAGAAACCGAUGAAAAUGAACUGUUUGAUAUAUUAGUAUCCAAAAAGUUACCAGAUUACUUUCUCAAAGACUAUAUUGAAGCUGUGUGGGAAGCAGUUAGUUCCUUCGAAGAUAAAAAACCUAAUGUUGAACGUAAAGAGAAAGUGAUACGUCACAUUCAAGAAAUCCUACACGUUGUCAAGAAAAGUUUUGUAAAAAGUGUAAUUGAUGAACACUUGAAUAUGAUGAUAACGAAGAAUAACCUUAAGAUAACUUAUGCCCAGAAUGAGUUGUCACAACUUUGUAAAGACAAAUGGCAGCUUGUAGCCCGGUUUAUUAUGUUUAACACUCGUUCUGAAAGUUCACCAGACGAAUAUUGUGUGUUAAUAUCUCAUGAUGUUGUCACAAACAGCAUAGAUAAAUGGGAUAAAGUCAUUUAUGACGACUUUGUGUAUCAAAGGCUAAUCAAUGAUUUUUUCAGCUAUCUCGAGAAUGCCAGUUUUAAUCAUAAUCUCCAGCAUUAUGAAGAUGCGGUUCCGAUAUUCGAGGAUUUUCUGUCAUUGGUUGAAUCAUCGCUACCAUCUUAUGCUACUUAUAAAUUGAUAUGGGAUUUAAAACUGGCAAUAAUUAGUAGACGAGUAAUAAAGAACAAUAAGAGUACUUUCGAACAAACAAACAAACCGAGUGAUUAUCAUAGUGGGAUAAUUAAUACUUUUAUGGACUUUAGUCGAGAAUUGGGAAAAGCAAUUUCCAUGUACAUGAAUAAGCAAUCAUACUUUAUUUCAUUUUCGGAAAAUCUAAAGGAAAUGAUAGAAAAUAAUGUACAACACGUUAUACGUGUCCUUAAUCACUAUUUGAAGAUUUCGUAUAAUUUGCAUUUUUAUGGUCAGAAUUCAAUAAAAAUAGAACAUUAUAUUGACGAUAUCAAAAUAUCACUUGCGACUGGUUUGACGGAAUUGGAAUUUCCCGAAACUUUCUUGAUGGCAGUACUGUUGUUACCCCCAGAAAGUCCAAAAGACAGCUUCAUGUUUGUCAUCAAUAAACUUCAUAAAUGUCCCUAUCCAGAAGUACUAUUUGCGUUACAUUCAAGGUUUCAAAAAUUUUGCAACAUCUUAAGUGACGAUAACAAAGCCGAUAACACAGAUGAACAAUGUUAUUUGUUAGGUCCUGAUUUUUUUAAUUAAAGGUCAUAAAAACUUAAUUACAUCGAACAUUUUCUGAAACUGUCGAUAGAUGGCACUGACUGUGAUUAGAUCGCGAUGUACGACCAUUUUUACUCUUGUUAAAAUGCAAUAGUAGGUAUUGUUUUGUUGUCGUAAAUAUUAUAGAACUAAAUUGCCUUAUUCGAACCCCGCUUUCGUACUUACCUCUGGCUCUCGAUUUUCGUGGUAGGUACUCGUGCAUGCGUGUACUAGGUGCUGAACCUAUUCCUGAUAUAAGAUUAAUUUUUUAGCUUAGUACGAGGGGCUAACGGGACUUUUAGUAAUUUGUGCAACCCAUUAUUACUAAAAUUCUUUAAAGCCUUGUAAAUUAGGUGAUUAGGUACUGUUGUAAACACAAAACUACGUUUUGUAUGUUUUGUUGCUAUUUGUUAUGCAGUGUGUACUUAUGUAAUUAUAUUCAUUAAGAUUAUAUUAUAACUAACAAUAUAAUUAUUAUUAUGUACCUACAUAUUUAUAUGCAAUAAAUUAAUAAUUUGUGUUAUUUUGGUGUUUUAUACAGGUUGUCCCAAAAAGAGCCUUUAAUAUGGAGAUGAUAGUCUAAUGCAAGGCUUCUCAACCUUACUAUAUUUUUUAUUUUUCGGAACCUCAUAAUCACUUUAUACAUAUACAGGGUGUUAGGUAAAUGCUUAUAUGAGCCGACACUAGCCCAUGUUAACAUGGGCAUAUAAAUGGUAUGGUGAAGUCAGAAAAUUGAUAUCUUCAUUUUAAUUAUUUUAAUUUUCAUACAAAUCGGAUUUUAUAAAAUUUAUUUUGUAUGAAAAUUAAAAAAAAUUAAAUGAUAAUAACAAAUUUCUGACUUCACCAUACCAUUUAUAUGCCCAUGUUAACAUGGGUUAGUGUCGGCUCAUAUACCCAUUUACCUUUAUAAUAAGUAGUUUUAAAACAAGAUCUGUCACGACUUAGUCGAAAUCAACCACUUUGUUUCAUUCCAAACAAUGAAAAUGAAAAAUAUUUUUUUCCAGUCAAAGUAUCACUUUUAGAGAAAAACUUUUGAUGACAUUUGUUUUAUUCAUCAGAAUGACGUAACCUAUUUAUGAGUAACUUUUAAUAAUAGAAAUUGUGAAAAAAAUCGCUAUAUCCUUAAAUCGCAUUUUCGAUCCAUAGUGCGCACUGCGACUUGUCAAUGGUGUGAACACUAACUCGGUCGGUUACUUUCUCCUCUCUCCUCGAGUGUCGCCGCCCAUACUUAGCGGGCUAGCGCUUCGAGUGUACCUUCGUCUCGAAGAUUUAUAAUUUUAAUUAUUUUGACAUUUUUGACGUUUAAACGGUAAAAUAUAGCUGUCAGUCAUGUUUUUUGCAUUAAUUUUCAGAAAACUUAUCUAAAAUCUUUAAGUUUUUUGCCGAGAGCAUGGUUAGCUAGUGUUUAACAUUGCGUAAUUCCUUGAUUAAUUUGCCACUGAGAUGCGUAUUCCUAGAGCAUUAAAUCCACGACUAAAAAAACGAAUAUGGAGAAAGUUUGGAAUAUAUGAAAUUGUAGUUCCAGAAGAAACUACACCUAGUAGAACUGUUCCUGAUAGUAUAGAAUUUCCUGACUAUAUAUCAGGAAAACUUUUGAUUAUACCUAAAUCACCUGAAGUUAAAGAUGCAGAACAGCUUGAGGGAAUGCGCCAAAGUUGCAAAAUAGCGUCAAGUAUUCUUCACAAAAUGCAAACAUUUAUAAAGCCAUGCAUAACUACAGACAAAAUUGAUGAAUUGGUCCAUAGAUUAUCAAUAGAGGCUGGCGCCUACCCAUCCCCCUUACAUUACAAGGGCUUUCCAAAGAGUGUUUGCACGUCUGUAAACAAUGUAGCUGUGCACGGCAUACCAGAUCUAAGGGCUCUACAGGAUGGUGAUAUAGUAAAUGUGGAUAUAACUGUAUAUUAUAAAGGAUAUCAUGGAGAUUGUUCAAAAACAUUUCCUGUUGGCAAUGUGGAUGAUAGAGGUUUGCAGCUUAUUGGGGUUACUGAAGAAUGUUUACAACAUGCUAUCAAACACUGCGGACCAGAUGUGCCUUUUAGAGAAAUUGGAGCAAGAAUAUACAGGCGCGCCAAAAGAAACGGUCUUACAGUAUUGCCAGCAUUUGUUGGUCAUGGUAUUGGGAAGUACUUUCAUGGGCCACCAGAAAUUUAUCAUUCAAAAAAUCGUUAUCCUGGACUGAUGAAACCAGGAAUGACGUUUACGAUAGAGCCUGCUUUGUCGCAUGGCUCCGAAAACACUGUGAUACUAGAAGAUGGUUGGACCGUCAUCACCGAAGACGGAUCUCGUGCUGCUCAAGCUGAACACACGAUUCUUAUCACUGAGCAUGGAGCUGAAAUCCUUACUUAAAAUAUUUUGAGGCAGAAACAACAAAUGGGCAAUCAAAGUCGUAAUAUUUGUUUUCGCGCUUUGAAUUGCGUAACUAGAUUAUACAUAAAUGCAAUCCCAUGAGGCAGUAGAAUGUCCAUUAAUUAGCACACCCAUAUUUUUGUUUGUGCUGGUUAAUGGUAAAAACGCUCGUUGUUUGUUUCGUUUACUUGAUUUGUGAGUUUAUCUUCCUAAUGGAUUUGUUGUUGAAUUUGGUUGAAAUAAAAGUACAAACAUUA
Messenger RNA from Ostrinia nubilalis (European corn borer), 4144 nucleotides. RefSeq names its product methionine aminopeptidase 1D, mitochondrial. Gene Ontology annotation, cellular component: mitochondrion. Bases 2985 to 3887 code for a protein of 300 amino acids. Lineage: Eukaryota; Metazoa; Arthropoda; Insecta; Lepidoptera; Crambidae. Gene Ontology annotation, molecular function: metalloaminopeptidase activity. The record is from RefSeq and is a predicted model, not a curated record. Gene Ontology annotation, biological process: proteolysis. The transcript has 7 exons.